AUGGCGGAGGAAUCCCCGGAGAAUUCACCGCCGUCACCUACACCUCCAUCUCCUCCCUCCGACAACAAUCAAGAACAAUCUCCUCCGCCUCCUUCCUCCUCAUCCUCACCACCAGCUCCUCCUUCACCCGAACAACAACAAUCUCCAUCACCUCCUCCACCGCAAGAUUCCUCCUCCUCACCUCCACCGCCUUCACAACAAGACAACAACAACAACAAUAAUGGUGGAAAUAAUGGUAAUAACAACAAUGGUAACAAAAAUGAUGGCAACAAUGGCAAUAACAACAAUGGCAACAACAACAAUGGGAAUAACAAAAAUGACAACAACAACAACAACAACAGAAGCAAUGGCGGAGGAAGCAACAAUCGUUCGCCACCGCCUCCUUCGAGAAACUCUGACAGGAACUCUCCUCCCCCACCGAGAUCGCUGGCUCCGCGUAAAUCAAGCGGUAGUAGUGGCUCCAACUCGUCACGUAACGAUAACACGGGUGCUAUUAUAGGAAUUGCUGCUAGUGCUGGAUUGUUGUUUCUUGUUAUGCUCUUGUUCUGCGUCUGUUGCUGUCGGAAGAAGAAAAAGAAGCAUCAAAUGCCCUACUACGCAGGCAAUGGUUACGCCACCGGUAAAGGUGAUCAAUAUCAACAGCAGCAACAUUACAACAAUCCCCAAAGCGAUCACGUAAUGAAUCUGUCUCAACAAUAUGGUGGAUCAAACAGUAACAAUAACUGGAUGCCUCCACCGCCACCUGGAAGCUGGCAACCAUCCCCACCACCACCACCACCGCACGUCUCAGGCGGGAUGAACAACGGAAACAGCAGCGAAAUGAGCUCAAACUACUCAGGUCCACACGGUCCGUCUCUACCACCACCUCACCCUUCAGUGGCUCUAGGUUUCAACAAGAGCACAUUCACCUACGACGAGCUGGCUGCGGCUACACAAGGCUUCUCUCAAGGAAGAUUGUUAGGGCAAGGCGGGUUCGGGUACGUUCACAAGGGAAUACUCUCCAAUGGGAAAGAGAUUGCGGUCAAGAGUCUUAAAGCGGGAAGUGGACAAGGAGAGCGAGAGUUUCAGGCUGAAGUCGAUAUCAUUAGUCGAGUUCAUCAUCGGUUUCUUGUGUCUCUUGUUGGGUAUUGUAUUGCAGGAGGACAGAGGAUGUUGGUUUACGAGUUCUUGCCUAAUGACACACUUGAGUUCCAUCUCCAUGGUAAAAGUGGUACUGUUCUUGAUUGGCCUACAAGGCUCAGGAUCGCUUUGGGUUCAGCUAAAGGGCUUGCUUACUUACAUGAAGACUGUCAUCCGAGAAUCAUUCAUAGAGACAUUAAAGCUUCAAACAUUCUUCUUGACGAAUCCUUUGAAGCCAAGGUUGCAGACUUCGGGUUAGCGAAGCUAUCUCAGGACAACGUUACACAUGUGUCCACUCGAAUCAUGGGAACUUUCGGGUACUUGGCUCCAGAGUAUGCAUCAAGCGGGAAACUGACAGACAGAUCUGAUGUUUUCUCGUACGGAGUGAUGCUUCUUGAGCUCAUAACCGGACGUCGUCCAGUUGAUCUCACUGGUGAAAUGGAAGACAGUUUGGUCGAUUGGGCAAGACCGUUAUGCUUGAACGCAGCUCAGGACGGUGACUACAGUGAACUGAUAGAUCCACGGCUAGAGAACCAAUACGAGCCUUAUGAGAUGGCACGAAUGGUGGCUUGUGCCGUUGCAGCCGUCAGACACUCAGCUAGACGUAGGCCUAAGAUGAGCCAAAUUGUUCGGGCUCUGGAGGGAGAUGCGUCGCUGGACGAUCUAAACGAAGGAGGGAAACCGGGGAACAGCUCGUUCCUAGGGAGGGGAACGAGCAGCUCGGACUAUGACUCGAGCAGUUACAGUUCGGAUAUGAGGAAGUUUAGGAAAGUGGCGCUUGAUAGCCAAGACUACGGAGCAAGCAGCGAGUACGGCAACACGAGCGAGUAUGGUCAAGACCCGGUAGGAGGAGCUAACAACAACAACAACAAACCAACUCCUAGCCGAGAGCUUUGA
This is a messenger RNA of Microthlaspi erraticum, 2016 nucleotides long. The record is from the annotation of a GenBank genome assembly. NCBI's taxonomy places the organism in Eukaryota, Viridiplantae, Streptophyta, Magnoliopsida, Brassicales, Brassicaceae.